AUUCUAGGCAAAUAACGCCUCGUAUCCAUCCAUAUAUAAGAUGUCAGUUCACUGGCAUGAGACCUUAUUUUGCUCCCCCUCCUUCUUUCCUUUCUUCCCAUUCAGCGGGAUACAUUCACCCAUGUCAUAGCGCAUUUUUGCACAUUCAGUCAUUCGUUUUAUUUCUCUCUUCUAUUGUGUCUUUCUGCCAACUUGGUCCCUCGUUUUGAUAUAAAUCGCUCCUCUGUCAUUGCAUUGUUUUGAACCAGCGUUUUGAUAUCCCUUGACGGUCACUUUCCUUGAAACGCGUUUACUACACUGUAUAGAAUAGACCGUGGUGCAGUCAGUCAUAUAAAAAGGACAUCAGCGGCCUUCUCCCAUCUCAGCGAAAGACAUGGAGUGUUUCCGUCAAAUCGUUCGAUUCGUCAAGUCGCCCUUUCAAAAGAGCGCGGCACCCAGGAUCAUUGAAAUUGGACCUCCGACGAAUUUUAGAAAGGAAAAUAUGCCGGCCUUUUUCUCAGACGCCGACACGCUAACAUCCCAUGAUAGCCGUGGUCUCAUGAAGGAUGGGGAGGACCAGGUAUCCGGCUCGAUAGAGCGCAGACCAUCGACCCGGGAGAAAAUCAAGCAGCAUGUACGAAGGAUGAGCAUCAAAAUCAACCAGGUCGUUCCCGAAAUCGAGCUUGCAUAGAGUGCACGCUUGGUCAGUCAGUAAUAGCAAACCCUCAAAUUGCAUCUGAAUCUCAGCUCCUCAUAUAGCGACGCGGUUUUGGCUUGUCAGCAUGAGAUGCGCUCCUUCCAGAUAGACUAUCUGAAUACUCGGUAUAGAUACCAACUGGCGCUUGUCACAGAAAUGUCGGCACAUCUUGAAGCCGCGACUUUUUCGUUCCCAGGGUCUUGCUAGGAGUUGGGCCAGGGGCUGGCGUCGAAAUUUUUGAGCCAUGACCCGAAUGGCUGGGUGUGCUUUGCGCUGGAGAGUCAUCGAGAUCAUCGAAAAGAGAGUCAAUCUUUGAUCUAAAUGCGGUCGGAGUACCGUGUCUCGCAUUCAUAUGAAGCUUUUCAUUUACCCGUGUACCUGUUCCAAUAGAAGGCGUGUCUAUGGUUUCAGAUUUGAUACUCCUAGCGCUAUCUCCUCUGUUCGGGGCUUUUAGCACCCCAACU
Penicilliopsis zonata CBS 506.65 is the source of this 1140-nucleotide messenger RNA. RefSeq lists its product as hypothetical. The record is from RefSeq and is a predicted model, not a curated record. The coding region runs from base 374 to 670 and encodes 98 amino acids. Lineage: Eukaryota; Fungi; Ascomycota; Eurotiomycetes; Eurotiales; Aspergillaceae. The transcript is spliced from 3 exons.